Molecule: messenger RNA, 1836 nt
Organism: Akanthomyces muscarius
Lineage: Eukaryota; Fungi; Ascomycota; Sordariomycetes; Hypocreales; Cordycipitaceae
Exons: 3
Coding region: 1-1836 (611 amino acids)
Biological process (GO): NAD+ metabolic process; NADP+ biosynthetic process
Molecular function (GO): NAD+ kinase activity
Source: RefSeq, a predicted model, not a curated record
AUGGAGGCGGACAAGAUCCCGAGCAAGGAGGACAACUCGAAACCGACAAAUAAGCAGCCCGAUCUGGUAUUUGAGGACUGCUCCGAUGGCAGUGGUGACGAGGACUGCAAGGCGGUCGAGGUUGUGUUCGAUCCCAGCAACCCAUAUAGACGAAAAUCAUCCCUUGUGUCAUCAGAGCACCCAUCACGGAACUCAAUCACCGUCCAGCGCAGACAAGGCAUGGUGCAGCAGUACCUCGAAAGCCAGCGACACGGCAGCGAACCCCAGUCCGCGAAAUCAUACCGAGCGCACCCUGUUUUAGGCAGCGCAGGCUCCCAGAUCGACGGAUCCAUGCUUGCGCCAACUUCGGCCCCGGAUAACACGUCGCUGACGAGUAGCAACGCGCACGGCACGGAGAGGCGCAAUUCUCGCGCCGUCGUUGACCCCUCGAGCCUCGAAAGCGGCGAGAUUGGCCAGUCCGACCAGCAAGACUGGACUCGCGAGAUGCUGCGCAGCGCGUCCGAGGUCGAUUUCAUCGCCAUGCAGAAGAAACAUCACCAGACUACGACAGCGGACAACCGCGAACACCCGUCGCGCAUGCUCACCAAAAAGCAGCUGAGCGACAUGGCCUGGGGCGUACGGGAGCUAAGCAGACGGCUCAGCAGUAUGCGCAUACGGGUUCGGGUCAAAUCGAUACUAAUCUUGACGAAGAUUUACGACCAGGAUUUGAUACCCAACACGCGAGAGCUGGCAUCUUGGCUGCUAAGCGUAGACCGCAACGUCAAAUACACCGUGUACGUUCAGGACAAGCUUCGAGAUAACAAAAAGUUCAACUUGGACGGGCUCAUCAACGACAUAUGCAAGAAAAACUUGGAAACAGACCCCAGCUUGGACCAGGACCAAGCACACGAAGACGUCAAGAGGAGACUGCGCUUCUGGGAUGAGGACAUGUGUCGCACCCGGCCACACAUUUUUGACUUUGUCAUUACGCUCGGCGGCGACGGCACCGUGCUCUACGCAAGCUGGCUGUUCCAGCGCAUCGUGCCUCCAGUGCUCAGCUUUGCGCUGGGCAGCCUCGGGUUCCUGACAAAGUUUGACUUUGAGGAAUAUGCGCCGACGCUCACCUCGGCGUUUACAAAAGGCGUAACCGUCAGUCUGCGGCUGCGAUUUGAAAGCACUGUCAUGCGCAGUAUCCGGCGCAAGAAGACUGCUUCCGAGCAGCUCGAUGGUCUGACGAUGGGGGAGGGCGGCGGCGCUGUGAGCGAGGACGAGGACGAGGACGAGCAGCACAAGAAGCGAGAUCUGGUGGAAGAGCUCAUUGGCGAGGAGCGAGAAGAUGCGCACACACACCGACCGGACGGAACGUUUGAGAUUCUCAACGAAGUCGUCGUCGAUCGCGGGCCGAAUCCAACCAUGUCCGUCACGGAAGUUUUUGGCGACGACGAGCACUUUACCUCGAUCCUCGCCGACGGCAUCUGCGUGUCCACGCCGACAGGAUCGACAGCCUACAACCUCGCGGCGGGCGGGUCGCUGUGCCACCCGGAGAACCCCGUGAUGCUCGUGACGUCGGUUUGCGCGCACACGCUGUCCUUUCGGCCCAUUAUCUUGCCCGACACGAUUGUGCUGCGCGUCGGCGUGCCGUACGAUGCGCGCACGUCGUCGUGGGCCAGCUUUGACGGCCGCGAGCGCGUCGAGCUCAAGCCCGGCGACUACGUGACGAUCAGUGCGAGCCGCUUCCCCUUUGCGUCGGUGCAGACCGAAGGCCGGCGGAGCGAGGACUGGGUGAAUAGCAUCAGCGGCAAACUGGGGUGGAACACGCGGCAGAAACAGAAAGGGUUCAAGGACUGGGAUAAAUGA